ACACAACCACAAUUUCCAACGCUCCAUUCUUUGGUCAGAUAUUUUUCAUGCGAAUAUAUUCACCAUGUUACAUGGUAAUCACCGACAACGUAUCUGAUUCCAUAGGCGAGCUCGAACAAUUAUGCGAUUCCAUCAGACCUUUAAUCUUUAUGAUAAUUUUACAAAAUCAAACAGCGUAAUUUUUUUUUUUAAUCUUACAGUCAGAUAAGGCCCGGUGAAGUAGGUCACUGAUAAUGCGUUUAGUUAGAAGAUACUUCUGCCGGCUAUGUACUCUGCUUCUUCGAUGGCAACUCGGGCAUGUUGCUCCAUUCCGACCGAACCAUCUUACCGUCCCAGGUUUAGCCACAUCCGAAGAGUCUCAUCUCUCGGCAAUGCCAGAAAUCUCGUCCCAGUCCCUCCUUCAAAACCCCAACGCAUCGAAGGCGGCUUUGACGAAGCUUCUCCAAGUCUUGGCAAUUUGUUUUCCAGCGGCGAUGACUACCCGGACCAAGCUUAUGCCUCUCUUCUGGAUCUUUGUGGAAGCCGAAGAUCUCUCUCUCAAGUGCGGCAGCUUCACGCCCGCAUUUCCAAAAUCUGCCCCUUUCAUUAUUCGGGUUUCUUGGGCGGUAAGCUCGUGUUCGUGUAUGGUAAGUGCGGGUCUCUUGAUGAUGCAGAGAAGGUGUUUGACAGAAUGCGCGUGAGAACGUCGUUUGCAUGGAAUGCAAUGAUAGGAGCUUAUGUUUCCAACAAUGAGCCUGGUUCAGCUCUUGGUGUUUAUCGGCAAAUGCUGGGUGAGGGUGUUCCUGUUCAUGUUCUUUCUUUCCCUCUUUUGCUCAAAGCUUGUGCCAUGGUUGGAGAUCUCAAGAGUGGGACCAAGCUUCAUGGUCUCGUUGUUAAACUUGGGUACUGUUCAACAAUUUUCGUUGUAAAUGCAUUGAUUUCCAUGUAUGCAAAAAAUGCUGACUUGAAUGCAGCAAGGCGGCUGUUUGACAGAUCUGAAGAUAGAGAUGAUGUCGUUAUGUGGAACUCCGUUAUAUCUUCAUACUCCGCGUCUGGGCAAUCUUUGGAAGCUUUAGGGUUCUUCAGAGAAAUGCAGAUGAAUGGUCCUGCUCCCAACAGUUACACUUUCGUUUCAGCUCUCACGGCUUGUGAAGAUCCAUCUCAUUCAAAGCUAGGUAAAGAAAUUCAUUCCGCUGUCCUGAAAUCAAGUCAUUCUCAUGACGUAUACGUGUGCAAUGCAUUGAUUGCAAUGUAUGCUAGGUGUAGCAACAUGGUUGAGGCAGGAAGAAUCCUCAGCCAGAUGGAUGAAAAUGAUAUCGUGUCCUGGAACUCUAUGAUUGUGGGUUUUGUACAUAAUUGUAUGUAUACUGAGGCCUUCGCCUUCUUACGGGAUAUGAUGGCUGCUGGCCACAACCCUGACGAGGUCUCAAUGACCAGUGUCAUUGCAGCCUCUGGUCGAUCAGGCAAUCUGUUGGCAGGAAUGGAAUCACAUGCUUAUGUUAUUAAAUUUGGCUUGGAUUAUAAUCUGCAGGUUGGAAACACGUUGAUAGAUAUGUAUUCAAAGUGCAGCUGCACAGAUUACAUGGGGCGUACAUUUUAUUUGAUGCCUGAUAAAGAUAUGAUUUCUUGGACCACAAUAAUCUCUGGUUAUGCUCAGAAUGAUUGUCAUACAGAGGCCUUAGGACUCUUCCGGGUUGUUGCUCAGGAACAGAUGGAGAGUGAUGCUAUGAUGCUGGGUAGUGUCCUUCUGGCUUGUAGUAAACUAAAGUGCAUGCUCCUCGUAAAAGAAAUUCAUGGCUACAUCUUGAGAAAAGGUUUAUAUGAUACUGUGACACAGAAUGCUAUCGUUGAUGUAUAUGGGGAAUGUGGGAGCAUUGACUAUGCCAUUCAAAUGUUCGAAUUAAUGGAAGACAAAGAUGUUGUGAGUUGGACAAGCGUAAUAUUUUCUUGUGUCAAUAAUGGGAAAGAAAAUGAGGCUGUUGAACUCUUUCAUCGGAUGGUUGAAACUGGUACCGAAGCUGAUUCUGUAGCACUGGUAGGUAUACUGUCUGCUGCAGCAAGUUUAUCUGCCCUAAAGAUAGGGCUAGAAGUUCAUGGGUGUUUGCUCCGGAAAGGUUUCUGUUUGGAGGGAUCCACUGCAAGUGCACUUAUUGACAUGUAUGCUCGCUGCGGAGAUUUACAGAGUGCCAGAGCUGUAUAUGAUUUAGUUGAAAGGAAAGGUUUAGUGCAAUAUACAAGUAUGGUAAAUGCGUAUGGAAUGCAUGGCCAUGGAGACUCAGCCGUUGAGUUGUUCGCUAAAAUGAAGCAUGGAAAUAUCAUUCCCGAUCACAUCGCAUUUCUAGCACUUCUUUACGCAUGCAGCCAUGCGGGGCUGACUGAUGAGGGUAGAAAUUUUAUUGAGAUUAUGGAACAUGAAUACAAUUUGGUACCAUGGCCUGAACAUUACGCGUGUCUGGUUGACAUGCUUGGCCGGUCAAAUUGUGUAACAGAAGCCUAUGAGUUCGUUAAAAGCAUGAAGACAAAACCAACUGCUGAAGUUUGGUGUGCUCUCCUUGCAGCUUGCCGAGCUCACUCAGAAAAAGAAAUAGGAGAGGUUGCAGCUCAGAAGCUCCUUGAACUAGAUCCCAAGAGUCCCGGAAAUCUUGUCCUUGUGUCCAAUGUCUUUGCUGAGCAAGGAAGAUGGGAAGAUGUUGAAGCUGUGAGGGCAAAGCUGAAAGCGAGUGGAUUGAAGAAACACCCUGGUUGUAGUUGGAUCGAGAUCGACAGAAAGAUCCACGCAUUUAUGGCAAGAGACAAGUCUCAUACAGAGACCAACGAGAUAUACAAUAAAUUAUCUGAGAUAAUCAGGGAGUUGGAGAGGGAAAUGGGAUAUGCAGCUGAUACAAAGUUUGUUCUGCACGAUGUGGAUGAAAAGGAGAAGGUUCAGAUAUUGCACGGGCAUAGCGAGAGGCUAGCCAUUGCUUAUGGUCUGCUCAAAACGCCCGAGGGAGCCCGUCUUCGGAUCACAAAGAAUCUACGUGUCUGCAGUGAUUGCCAUACUUUCUGUAAGCUGGUUUCAAAGUUAUUCAGACGACAACUUGUGAUUAGGGAUGCCAAUAGAUUUCACCAUUUUGAAAAUGGGGCGUGUUCUUGCGGAGAUUUCUGGUAAAACAAAGUCUAUUCUCAGUAUAAGUGCUCCUCCAAGUUUAGUUUGUCAAAAGAUGGUGCUCUUUUGUCAGACCAAGAUUAUUUUAUCAUUUGGUUAGCUCAACAAACCUUGACAAAGGCUUGCAUAUGGUUAUUUGCUUCAUGCGCUUCACCAAGAACAAGGCAAAGGAGACAUCUUAGGUGCUCUAGCCCUCUCGGUUUAAAGAUUAAGAAGACGCGUCUCAUCUUUAUUGCACAUCUCUGCAACUAGAAAAAAGUCGGGUGCGUCGUUGGUGCCAUCUCCGGUGACAGCUACCACGUGGCCCUUCUGUCUCAAACACUUUACCAUCAGAAGCUUGUCAGAUGGAGAG
This is a messenger RNA of Tarenaya hassleriana, 3476 nucleotides long. RefSeq names its product pentatricopeptide repeat-containing protein At3g63370, chloroplastic. Lineage: Eukaryota; Viridiplantae; Streptophyta; Magnoliopsida; Brassicales; Cleomaceae. The record is from RefSeq and is a predicted model, not a curated record. The transcript has 3 exons. Bases 266 to 3127 code for a protein of 953 amino acids. Gene Ontology annotation, biological process: RNA modification. Gene Ontology annotation, molecular function: zinc ion binding; RNA binding; protein binding.